Molecule: messenger RNA, 880 nt
Organism: Dissoconium aciculare CBS 342.82
Lineage: Eukaryota; Fungi; Ascomycota; Dothideomycetes; Mycosphaerellales; Dissoconiaceae
Exons: 2
Coding region: 121-618 (165 amino acids)
Source: RefSeq, a predicted model, not a curated record
GCAGGUUCCAGAAGCGACUUAAGAUUCAACGUAGCCAAGAUCGAUUGUAUUCCAACAGCGUCCACAAGCUUGCUAUCUUGAUGUCCAGAUAGUGACUAUCAGAAACUUGCCAAAAUCAAGAUGCCGUCCUCUGAAGUGCUUCGCUCUAUUGCGAUCCUCACUUCAGCAGUUCAUGUCGGAAGCCAAUUCAGUCUCUCAUACGUCUCAGGAGCAGCACUCCUGACCUAUCCAACUCCCAGCGAAUCGAGCCUUUUGGCCCAAUUCCGCGUAAUAUUCCGUCGGGGCUUUUACCUCUGUCCACCAUCCGCGGGAAUCUCCACCCUCGCCAACCUCAUCAAUGCGUUUCUGACCUACGGUGACGAUGGACGAGCAGCACUUUUCUUUCUGCUGGCCGCCGUCAUCUCCGCGAGCCUCAUUCCUUUCACACUGGCGUUCAUCGUUGGCGCGGAGGAGGAACUUUUGCAGAGGGCAAAUCGCAGCACUGACGAGGGAGAUAAGAAAACUCCCGCGGGUCACGAAGAAUCCACGAGGGAUUUGAUCAUCAAGUGGUCGAGAUUGAAUUACUACAGGCCGCUUUUCCCGCUUUUGGGCGUGCUGCUCGCGUAUUUCGCGAUCUAGAGGAUUUGUGCUUUGGGUAUUUUGGCCUGUGGAGAGUACUAGCUGCUGCAGAAAGGUGGUCAUUUGGAGACCUGGCGGUGAGGGAGAAGAACAUAGCCGAAUCAGCAUGGAAGUAAAUAUAUACUGUUGAACAGUGCCUGGGGCUACGGAAAUGUGCGCGGGAACUCUGGGAGGACGUCUUUCGAGAUAGAACAAUGAUUGCAAGAUAAAAACACUAGAGACACGUAAUUCUUGAAGAGCUUGUAGAAUUAUAUCACGACAG